AUGAACAAGUUCCGCACUGAUUUUUUAUCUAUUCCCCACUCUUACUACAAUGAUACUUCCCUCCUCCUACAACACAAGUAUGUUUAUGAGUCUGAUUAUGAUACAACUUGUGUCUCUUUGAAUUUACUUUCUGGUGAGAGGUAUCAAAAUAGAGUCAAAUUAGACUUUCCAAAUCCAUUUAAAGAAGAGGAACCUCAAUUUCAAAUUUUGUAUUCGGGUAGUAUUACUGGAAUUUUCUGUCUUCAAUCCAUCAACUCAUCCGAAGAUAUUGUAUUGUGGAAUCCAACUACUAAUGAAUUCAAAGUGCUUCCUCACAGCUAUAUUUACUCUGUGCGGCCUUAUGGCACUUUCAUGCCAAUUUUUGGAUUUGGCUAUGACCCUGUUAAUGACGACUAUAAGAUUAUUAGGAAUGCACAUUAUCCAAGAGAAAUAGCCCGUUAUCCCGUAUGGGAGAUUUAUAGUCUACGACGUAACUUAUGGAGGAAAAUUGAUAUUGAUUUUCCUUAUUGCUUUUGGAACAAUGAUGGACUCUACAUGGAUGGAAUAUGUCACUGGCUUUACAAAUGCUUUGAUAAUGGUGAAUAUUACUUGGUGUCAUUUUAUUUGAGCAAUGAGGUGUAUAUUACAACAUUCAUACCAUUAGACAUAAUUUUCGAAGACAAAGACAAAUAUGUGGUGGCUAGAAGGUUGUUGAUGCUAAAUGGGUCUGUUGCUUGUUUUACUGGGUACGAGUACGCUGAUAAAACUACAUUUCACAUAUCAUUUUUAGGAGAAAUCGGGGUGAAAGAAUCUUGGACUAAACUUUUUGUUAUUGAACUUGGUCCCAAAAUUUUUCCUAUUGGCGUGGGAAUGAAUGGCGAUAUAUUCUUCGAAAACUUAGAUGAAGAACUAGUCUACUUUAAUUUAUGUACACAAAUGAAAGUGAAGCUUGGUUGUGUUGAAAGAAUGUCAGAUUCUACUGAAGUAAUUAUUUAUAAGAAAAACCUUCAUUCGUUUGAAAAUUAA
This is a messenger RNA of Vicia villosa (hairy vetch), 1005 nucleotides long. Its product is annotated as F-box/kelch-repeat protein At3g06240-like. The record is from RefSeq and is a predicted model, not a curated record. The coding region runs from base 1 to 1005 and encodes 334 amino acids. The transcript has a single exon. NCBI's taxonomy places the organism in Eukaryota, Viridiplantae, Streptophyta, Magnoliopsida, Fabales, Fabaceae.